Orycteropus afer afer is the source of this 1784-nucleotide messenger RNA. RefSeq names its product synaptotagmin 17 (gene SYT17). Gene Ontology annotation, molecular function: clathrin binding; calcium ion binding; phosphatidylserine binding. NCBI's taxonomy places the organism in Eukaryota, Metazoa, Chordata, Mammalia, Tubulidentata, Orycteropodidae. Gene Ontology annotation, cellular component: membrane. Gene Ontology annotation, biological process: calcium-ion regulated exocytosis; cellular response to calcium ion; regulation of dopamine secretion. The record is from RefSeq and is a predicted model, not a curated record.
CCUAGGCGCCCUGGCCUUAUUGCAGCCGGGGGCGCGCCUCGGGGGGAGUGCGGGACAGCGAGGGAGGCCGAGGCAGGAGCCCUGGACACCCGAGGUCUCCGAACCUGGGAGGUAGCCCGGAGUCCCGGAGCCGGAACGCAGGGAAAAGCAAGGACGGGGCGGCCAGCCGAGGGGCGGGCGCUGCUCAUCAGCCACGCCAGUCACGUCUGGGGCCACACGGCAGUCUAUUUCUUCCUUAUCCCCUUUGCUUUCUUCCCCCUCUUCUGUUGGCGAGGGCAAAGUGGCCGUGGCGGCGCCAUGCCCGGGCCGGAGUGAGUGCGCGCGGGCGAAAAUGGCGUACAUCCAGUUGGAACCAUUAAACGAGGGUUUUCUUUCUAGAAUCUCGGACCUGCUGCUGUGUAGAUGGACUUGCCGCCACUGCUGUCAGAAGUGCUGUGAGUCCAGCUGCUGCCAGUCGAGCGAGGAUGAGGUGGAGAUCCUGGGACCUUUCCCCGCCCAGACGCCACCCUGGCUGAUGGCCAGCAGGAGCAGCGACAAGGAUGGUGACUCUGUCCACACAGCCAGCGACGUCCCACUGACUCCACAGACCAACUCGUCAGAUGGGAGACGCUUGUCUUCAGACACCUCCAAGUCCACGUACAGCCUGACUCGGAGGAUUUCCAGUCUCGAGUCAAGACGACCCAGCUCCCCACUCAUUGAUAUUAAGCCCAUUGAGUUUGGCAUUCUCAGUGCCAAGAAGGAGCCUAUCCAGCCUUCAGUGCUGAGACGGACCUACACUCCAGAUGACUACUUCCGGAAGUUUGAGCCCCGGCUGUACUCCCUUGACUCCAGCAGCGACGAUGUGGACUCCCUGACAGAUGAGGAGAUCUUAUCCAAGUACCAGCUGGGCAUGCUGCACUUCAGUACCCAGUACGACUUGCUGCACAACCACCUGACAGUAAGGGUGAUCGAGGCCAGGGACCUGCCACCCCCCAUUUCCUGCGAUGGCUCGCGCCAGGACAUGGCCCACUCAAACCCCUAUGUCAAGAUCUGUCUCCUGCCAGACCAGAAGAACUCUAAGCAGACUGGGGUCAAGCGCAAGACCCAGAAGCCAGUGUUUGAGGAACGCUACACCUUUGAGAUCCCCUUCCUAGAAGCUCAGAGGAGGACCCUGCUCCUAACUGUGGUGGAUUUUGAUAAGUUCUCACGCCACUGUGUCAUUGGGAAAGUGUCCGUGCCUUUGUGUGAGGUUGACCUUGUGAAAGGCGGGCACUGGUGGAAGGCACUGAUCCCCAGUUCUCAGAAUGAAGUGGAGCUGGGGGAGCUGCUUCUGUCACUGAAUUAUCUCCCAAGUGCUGGGAGAUUGAAUGUUGAUGUCAUUCGAGCCAAGCAACUUCUUCAGACAGAUGUGAGCCAAGGUUCAGACCCUUUUGUGAAAAUUCAACUGGUACAUGGACUCAAGCUUGUGAAAACCAAGAAGACAUCCUUCUUAAGAGGCACGAUUGAUCCUUUCUACAAUGAAUCCUUCAGCUUCAAAGUUCCCCAAGAGGAACUGGAAAACGCCAGCCUAGUGUUUACAGUGUUUGGCCACAACAUGAAGAGCAGCAAUGACUUCAUCGGAAGGAUCGUCAUCGGCCAGUACUCUUCGGGUCCCUCUGAGUCCAACCACUGGCGGCGGAUGCUCAACACCCACCGCACGGCCGUGGAACAGUGGCACAGCCUGAGGUCCCGAGCAGAGUGUGACCGCGUGUCUCCCGCCUCGCUGGAGGUGACCUGAGGGCCACAAAGAAGGCAGAUUUCGUUUG